Messenger RNA from Symbiodinium sp. CCMP2456, 1668 nucleotides. The record is from the annotation of a GenBank genome assembly. NCBI's taxonomy places the organism in Eukaryota, Dinophyceae, Suessiales, Symbiodiniaceae.
AUGGCGAAGACCAGCCUCGCCACAAAGGAAAAGGUUGCACGGAAGAGGCAGACCAAGGAAACAGAGGGCGGAGAUACUCCCCCUACUGCCAAAGCAAAGAGUGGAGACGCUCCCUCUGGAAGCAGUUCCUCGAAAGUAGACCCAGCUCCAAGGUACGCCGAUGAACCGCAGUUCCAAGAGGCUGUCAACCUUCUGGCCUCUGCAGGAUUCUCUCCAUACCCUCCUCUUCAGGCUGGAUGCGAGGGAUCUAUUCGGGAUCUCAACGUACACAGAGUCUCGGUUUCAGUUACAAAGCAACUUCGUGAAGGACUGAGUGAGGUCGCGGCGCCCACCCCCAAGAUAGCCUCCGCCGUAAUGAUCACAUUCUUGGCAUCCCGAACAGGGCUCCAUGGAGAAAGCCUUGCUCACCUAGUGGGGAAGCCUGAACAGGAAGAAGCAGGCUGGUUCCGCUUUCCCUACACCUCGCCAAACAAGCUGGUGAAGAAGGGGGAGAAAGCGUUUCACGGAACGCACUUCGAGGGACGUCCUGGCGUCUACCUCCACAAGGAGAUCAACAGACAUCUGGCAGCGGGCUAUGCAUCUCUAACCCGCUACGGGCCAAAGCAUGUUUUCAUGAGGGCAAUGCUGGAAGUUCUCUAUGAUAUCGAUGGCUCCCAAAAGAAAGGGAAAAACACGAACCAGCUAAUCCUGGCCUACGAAAGCGUGCAGAUCACAGCAGUGCUGUUACAGAUCGUCACGAAGGAACACAUGCAGCUGGGGGACUAUAUUCGCGAGUGGUCCGGAGGCCUGGAAGUUCCUCUUGACAGCACCAAGGAGGCUUUCGUAUCCCUGGGACUUGAAAAGACCUGGAAGCCAGAUGCAGGCAAGAAGACGUCGUCAUCCAAAUCAAGAGGAGACACUCCCAUGACAGAGAAGAAGGGUGGAGCUUCUCCCCCUGAGCCAAAGAGUGGAGCAUCUCCCUCAACACAAGGCACGGAAGUAGGAGAUGUCAGCCUCGUGAGAUCGGCACAAAAAGUAGAAGAUGACAUACAGCCUUGGAUGGGAGAAGCAGGGAGCUUGGGAGCAUUUCGGGAAGACUCCAAGAAUCCAAGAAGCCCCCACGCCACAAUAAUCUCAAAAGCUCUCUCCGCCUGCCUACGUCAUGGACAUAAGCCGCACAUUGCAAUCACCCCUGCGGGAUGGGCCAGAGUAGUGGAUCUUCUCGAGUGGCCAAGGAUACGGGAACAGCAGGCGACAGCGGGAGACCUCAUGGAAGUCGUACGCUCCAACGCCAAGAGUCGCUUUGAGAUGGGGCUCAGCUCCACAGACGGGUGCCGUUACGUGAGAGCGGUCCAGGGACACUCAAGAACUGACGUCGAUGAUGAUGCUGUCCUGGAAGCAUUGACGGAGGAGCAACUCCCCGAGGAAAUUCUUCACGGAACGCAAUGGAUGCUCUAUGACUCGAUACGCUCGAACGGACUACUUCCGCAAUGCCGCCUCAAAGGAAAGGUUGGCGGCAAAGGAGGAGAAGGGCGCAAACACGUCCACUUUACCUCCUCAGGAAGCAGCCGAGAGGAGGUGAUUUUCGGCAAGAGAGCCAGUGCGACUAUGGCGGUAGCCGUCAACACAAGAAUUCGGCAAUGUCCAUGGGAGUACGCUUCCUGCGAAGCAGGAAUGGCGUUAUACUGA